This is a messenger RNA of Prorocentrum cordatum, 854 nucleotides long. The record is from the annotation of a GenBank genome assembly. Lineage: Eukaryota; Dinophyceae; Prorocentrales; Prorocentraceae.
CUCCCCGGCGUGCCGCAGCACACGGAAGUCUUUUGGGCAAGGGGAGCCUGGGGCUGGUUCUCUUCUGCCAGCCGGAGGCCAGGAGAGGCGCCGAUCCGUUGACGGCGGCCGCGGCUCGAGCGGUAUCCUCGAGGGAGGAGGAAGAGGCCGACAGGAGAGAGAGAGAGAGAGAGAGAGAGAGAGACCGCGAGGGAGAAGAGGGAGAAGCGGGAGAGGACGAGGACGAGGAGACCGCGAGGAUCGAGGACGAGGACGAGGGAGAAGAGGGAGGACGACCGCGAGGACGAGGAGAGGCGCACUCCUGGAGCAGCCCGGCGGCGAGGGCAGGCAGGGCGGGGAGAGGGGCGGUGAGACCCGCCAGCCGCCGGAGGCCUCUCCGGCGGCCGGCGGCGAGCAGGGAGCGCAGAGAGGCCAGAAGCGGACCAGACACGCCCUGGGCACCCCCGGUGGCCUCCCCGCAGCACGAAGACGGGAGGGGAAGCACCGCCAAGAGCCCUGGUGGGGCGGCAGGCUUCGCAGACCGACCCGGUGCCUCUGGACCCCUCUGCCCGAGGCCGAUGAGCACCUGGGGCCGCAGCAGGCUCGUUGGCCCCCACGGGAGGAUCGGACCCCGGUCAGUGCCGAGCGCCCGGCCCGCCGGUCGCGAAUUCGAGCGCGGCCGCGCUGCGUGCCAGGAGCGGAGGGGAGGAGGAGGAGGAGGAGGAGGAGCGUGCGCGACAGGAGGAUAGGUGUAGCGUCUGGAUGGCCUGCGCGGACCGGCCGCGGCCACUCUGCGAACGACUGCUCAGUAGCGGCUCGCGUCGGCGGACGCGGCCGCCGCCAAGUCCUGUUCCGCGGCGAGCUGCCGGGCCUCG